CUCAAAAGUGAUAAACGGCGCUAAAGUUGUCUCUCUGUCUCACCGUCUCUUCAUCCACCACGUUGAAGCCGUCUCACCGUCUCUCCAUCCACAGCGAUCGAAACUCUCUCAACUUACCAUUGAACGAAGAAAAUAACUUCUCUCUCAAGGUUGAGUGCUUUAUUAUUGAAACUAUGACAUCAUCAAAAAAUGGUUACGAAACUGAAGUAAAUAAGAGGCAUUGGUUAAAAUUUGUAUUUGUUUUGUUAUUCUUGUUGGUCUGUGUCUAAAAUUAAUCAAGUUUUUUCAUGAAUUUAAGGUACGAAUGAGGCAUAGUUGUAUCCCGGUGAAUUUGAGCAACAUCAAUGAAAAGUUAACCACAACUCAUUGUAACCACAUCGAAUGCACCUCAUUCAAAUAGGCUAUGGAUGUUUCUAACAACUUCUCAAUCUCAGGUGGUUUAUUUAUGGGAGUUAGUAAGUAGAUGGGACGUACGUAGUAGGGAAUUUAGGGUUAGGGAUAGGAUAGUUCCCUUUACUCCGGUUGAUGUUUAUUUUGCUCUUGGAUUGUCUAUUGUUGGUAAGUCUCUAGUAGUAGAAGAAGACCAACAAUGUUAAACAUUAGAUCUAUUUAAAGGGGUUGAGGUAACCAUUAACAAUAGACGCAAACAACUUCAUUUCCACAAGAAAAAAUUAGUUAAUUUUGUUAGACUUUACAUAUUACUUUCAUUUAUGGAGUUUUACUUUCGCAAAACAGGGAAUAAGGUAUUUACGGAAUUUAUUAAGCAAUUGGAUGAUUUGGAUUCACUUGAUACCCAUAGUUGGGGACUUAUUGUUUAUAACUUUGUGGUUUCAAGUUUAUGUGAGUCUUCAGUUGUGUUGAAGGAGGGGAAAAACAAGACACAAAGACAUUUAAACGGGUGUGCUGCCAUAUUGCAGAUUUGGGCAUUCAACCACUUAUCUUUGGGGAAAGCACCUGCUGUUUCUAGGUUUUCUUUUUCACGUGUAUUGAAUUGGCCGGAUAUAAGUCUGCAGAAGAAAAAUAUUGAAAAAGCAUUUGAAAAAAAUAUGAUAAUUGAUAGAGUGGUUGCAACAGAGGAAGAACUAAAAUAUGACAUAGUCAAUGCUGCUCUGUUUGAACAAUGACAGUAGUUUGUGGAUGUUACUGAUUAUCAAAGAUUGGUGGUUGAGAAUAAAGAUUUCAAAGAGAGGAUAGUAGUUCUUGAGUAUGAAAUGAGGAUGAUGAAAGAGGCAGGAGUUAACACUCUGUUUGAGGACGAGGUUGUUCAAGAUGAUCGACAGCUUGUGAACUUUAUCACUAGAGAUGAAGUAGGAAUUUUUGCUGGAGAUAUUGGACAUAACACUCCAUUUAAUGGUGAUGUCAGUGUUACGGAAAACCAAUCAAAGUAUAAAUCCAACAUGGAUACAAGAAUGAGGAAGAAACCAAGGAAACAUGGAAAAAGAACUAGAAUGAGUUUGUAAAUCAUUAGUGUUGUAGUGUAGAAUUUGAUAAAUAUGUAUUACAGAAUUUGGCCCAAUUAUGAUUUGUUGUAGUGCAGAAUUUGGCACAAUGUUGACAAUUUGUGGUUGUGUUUUGUUUA
Molecule: messenger RNA, 1579 nt
Organism: Lathyrus oleraceus (garden pea)
Lineage: Eukaryota; Viridiplantae; Streptophyta; Magnoliopsida; Fabales; Fabaceae
Product: protein MAIN-LIKE 2
Exons: 4
Coding region: 711-1124 (137 amino acids)
Source: RefSeq, a predicted model, not a curated record